Molecule: messenger RNA, 1146 nt
Organism: Leishmania major strain Friedlin
Lineage: Eukaryota; Euglenozoa; Kinetoplastea; Trypanosomatida; Trypanosomatidae
Product: tagatose-6-phosphate kinase-like protein
Exons: 1
Coding region: 1-1146 (381 amino acids)
Source: RefSeq, a predicted model, not a curated record
AUGCGUGUGUGUCCCCUGCGCCGCGAUGUUUCCCUUAUCGUUCUGUUGUUUGGUCUAACACCCACCACCUUCUCGUUCUCUGCCACAUCACAUGAUGCCUCUCGCACGAAGGCCACCCGCACACACACACACACACACACACCGCUAUUCCCCGCACGACCCAUGGGCUCACCAUUGAUCGCGGUGAUCGGGCCCAACCCGGCAUUCCAGAAGACGCUCGCCCUUGAUGAGCUUCGCGUCGAUGAGGUGAACCGCGCCGCAACGGUGCACAGCUACACGGGUGGCAAGGGCACCAACUUCUGCCGUGCCUCUGCGUGCUGCAAGGAAAGCCCGCACUUCUGCAGGACCACAUUGCACACUUUUGUCGGUGGCAAGACAGGUGAGCGCGUGAUCGACUUGCUCCAUCAGGAGGGUAUCGCAGUUUAUCCUGUCACCGUGCCGGCGGAGACACGAACCUGCAUCACCUGCCUCGACACCCAGAACAGCACAAUGACGGAGCUGAUCGAACCCUCGGCGGCUGUACCGGACGAUGCUGCAAAGGACAUGGACCGAGCACUCCUCAAGGCGCUCGAGCAUGCGGGCGGCAUGGCGAUCAUGGGCAGCUUGCCAGACGGCAGCAGCCCCGACCUCUACACCCGCUGGACGGAGAUGGCGGCGGCGGCGCAGAAGCCUGUUCUCAUCGACGCCGUCAAGGGGAUCGAGGCUUCGCUGAAGGUGCCAGGCGUCCACUCGAUCCUAAAGGUGAAUAUGAGGGAGCUGAACAAGCUCACGGGCCAGUCCACCCCGGAGAGCGCGUUCGAGUACGCUAUGCAAAUGUGGACAGUGCGUGUGCUGGCCGUCACCGAUGGCCCUCGCUCUGCGUACAUCCAAGAGCGGGGCCAGCCUCUCCAAGUCGUUCACAUACCAAAGGUGGACGGCGUGGUGAGCCCGCUCGGGGCCGGCGACACGGCGGAUGCCAUUUUUCUCGCCAAGUACAUUCACGGCACAACCCCAGUAGAGGCGUUCCGGUUGGCCCUGGCUGCGGCCUCUGCCAACUGUCUUCAAAAGGAGGCCGGCGUCUUUGCGCAACAUGAGAUGAGACGUAUCGCCGACGGCAUCACGAUCGGGUCAUCGCGCCCACACAGCUCGUCCAACACACGCGCCUAG